Messenger RNA from Hippocampus zosterae (dwarf seahorse), 1527 nucleotides. It is a transcript of the gene tmcc3, whose product is annotated as transmembrane and coiled-coil domain family 3. The transcript has 6 exons. Gene Ontology annotation, cellular component: endomembrane system. NCBI's taxonomy places the organism in Eukaryota, Metazoa, Chordata, Actinopteri, Syngnathiformes, Syngnathidae. The record is from RefSeq and is a predicted model, not a curated record. Bases 20 to 1420 code for a protein of 466 amino acids.
CGCCGUGCGCUCGGAGUCCAUGAGGAAGAACCACAGCGCCUUGCCGCUCAUCUUCGUGACUGAGGCGGAGCGUAGCGGCUGCGAUGUCCUCAGCAUCCCGGUGCCCAUGCGGCGCGGCGGUUCCGAGUCCAACCUGGAUGUGGCGGACGGCGUGGGCCUGGACUUCAACAAGGGCGCGCUGGGCAUCGACAGCCUGCAGCAGAAGAUCCUCAAGGUGACGGAGCAGAUCAAGGUGGAGCAGACGGCACGGGACCAGAACGUGGCGGAGUACCUGAAGUUGGUCAACAACGCUGACAAGCAGCAGAUGGUGCGCAUCCGCCAGGUGUUUGAGAAGAAGAACCGCAAGUCGGCACACUCCAUCGGCAGGCUGCAGAGGAAGCUGGAGCAGUACCACCGCCGCGCACGGGACGGCGAGGCCGACGGCAAGCGGGACCACAAGGACGGCGCCCGGGACUCGGGGGGGCACGGCAAGGAGGGGGGCCAGCGCGAGGUCGGCGCCUCGGGCCGCCACCCCGCCCUGGACAAGGUCAAGACCGUCGGGCCCGGCGUGUCGCUCUCGCCGCCGUUCUUCUUCAACAAGUCGCGCGGCUUGGCCGGCCUCAUCCGCAACAAGUACGGCAGCGCCGACAACAUCGCGCACCUCAAGAGCUUGGACGCCGGCUCGGGGCUGCGCGGCCAAGUCGCCGGCCGCGGCCUGAGCGGCAGCGCCACCGCCGUGGCCAAAGACGUGAAAUACCACAGCGACGACGAGUGCUCCACCGGGACUUCGGCCUCCGCCGACUCCAACGGCAACCCGGCCGGCGGCUCGGCGGCCGGCUCGGGCGGCGGCGGCGGCCGGCUGGCCGAGGCCCUGGAGAUGGUCCGCGACAUGCGCCAGGCGCAGACGCAGCUGGGGGAGGACAUGGAGGCGCUCAACGCGCAGUUUCAACGCGACUACGGGUACUUCACUCAGGUGCUGCAGGAGGAGCGCUACAGGUAUGAGCGCCUGGAGGACCAGCUCAACGACCUGACGGAGCUCCACCAGCACGAGACCAGCAACCUGAAACAGGAGCUGGCCAGCAUCGAGGAAAAGGUGGCCUACCAGGCCUACGAGAGGGCCAGGGACAUCCAGGAGGUGCUGGAGUCGUGCCAGACGCGCGUGUCCAAGCUGGAGCUUCAGCAGCAGCAGCAGCAGCAGACGGUGCAGCUGGAGAACGCCGACGCCAAGGUGCUGCUGGGCAAGUGCAUCAACAUCAUGCUGGCCUUCGCCACCGUCAUCCUGGUGUGCGUGUCCACGGCGGCCAAGUUCGCCGCCCCGCUCCUGCGCAGCCGCCUGCGCCUGGCCCUCACUUGCGUGGGCGUGUCCCUGCUGGCGCUACUGUGGAAGAACUGGGAGCAUGUGCAGUGCGCCCUGGAACGACUGCUGCUGCCGCCGCACUGAGAAAGCCGCCGACCUUUCGGUUUCAGCCGACCUUUCGGGAUGGACCUCAAAUGCACUGAAACAGCCGCAAGUUCACCCAAAGCACUGAAGUACUGUCCUGGAUCAGG